AUAUCAUUGAAGUGCUUUGCUUAUUUCUUCUUUUUUUUUUUCUCCUUAGAUCUGUUCUGAGGACCAACAUUCAUUUGGGGGAUGGUUACAGAAUUGAAGCAUGGACUUCUUUCUGAUGAAGCAGACAGUUCAGGAUACAGAGUCCAAGGAUGAACGUUCACCGUGGCAGUGAGAGCGACAGGUUAUUGCGGCAGGAGGCCAGCUGCCUGACGGAUGAAGCCUCAGCUGCAGCCCAAGAAAAAGAAACAAAUAGCCUGGGUUCUUCUGGUCUUCAAACUCUUGCUUAUCCUCUAGGUCCCAGGAAUGAUGACCUUUCAUUUGACUAUGCCUCUCAGCCAGCAAACCUUCAGUUCCCGCACAUAAUGCCACUUCCUGAAGACAUCAAAGGCUCUUGCUGCCAAAGUGGGAAUAAACGGAACCAUGAACCCUUUAUUGCUCCAGAACGAUUUGGAAACAGCACUGUGGGCUUUGGCAGUAAUAUUCAUUCCCAGGCACCAGAGAAAGUGACACUUCUUGUAGAUGGCACACGUUUUGUUGUGAAUCCACAAAUUUUCACUGCUCAUCCAGACACCAUGUUGGGAAGGAUGUUUGGACCAGGAAGAGAGUACAACUUCACACGGCCCAAUGAGAAGGGCGAGUAUGAGAUUGCUGAAGGAAUCAGUGCAACUGUAUUUCGAACAGUGCUGGAUUAUUACAAAACUGGUAUUAUCAACUGUCCUGAUGGCAUCUCUAUCCCAGACCUUAGGGAUACGUGCGAUUAUCUCUGCAUUAACUUUGACUUCAACACUAUCCGAUGUCAGGAUCUGAGUGCUUUGCUGCAUGAACUGUCCAACGAUGGUGCUCACAAGCAGUUUGAUCACUACCUCGAAGAGCUGAUCCUGCCCAUCAUGGUGGACUGUGCCAAGAAAGGCGAGCGGGAGUGCCACAUCGUUGUGCUGACCGAUGAGGAUUCUGUGGACUGGGAUGAAGACCACCCCCCACCCAUGGGGGAGGAAUAUUCCCAAAUUCUUUAUAGCUCUAAGCUCUACAGAUUCUUCAAGUAUAUUGAGAAUCGGGAUGUCGCUAAAACAGUGUUAAAGGAGCGGGGCCUGAAAAACAUUCGCAUUGGAAUUGAAGGUUACCCUACCUGUAAAGAAAAAAUUAAGAGAAGACCUGGUGGCCGAUCUGAAGUAAUCUAUAAUUACGUGCAGCGCCCCUUUAUCCAGAUGUCGUGGGAAAAGGAAGAAGGAAAGAGUCGCCAUGUAGAUUUCCAGUGUGUUCGAAGCAAAUCCCUCACUAAUCUGGUAGCUGCUGGAGAAGAUGUCUUGGAGGACCAGGAGAUACUAAUGUACCACCCACCCCAAGUAGAUGAACUUGACCGGCUAAAUGCCCCACUUUCUCAGAUGGCCUCUAACGACUUUCAGGAUUAGGGCCAGCUGUGGGUCCACCCCUCUUCAGAGCCUUUCUGUCUGGGAUGCUCACAGCCAGUUCUCCCCAUGGUUUGUCUCAUCCCGAGUAGGAGACAUGCUUCUCCCUCAUCCUUUUCCCUUUCUCCCAUAAUCAACGUGUGUCCUUUUCAGUAAAUCUGUGCCUCCGGCAGAGGAUGACAAAGCACUCACUGGUAAUUAAGAUACUAGCUUUAUAGCAGCCUUGGUAACUUGAAAAAUUUGGGUCUGGUGCUGUUCACUGAGUCUUUGCAUAACUGCAAAAGCAGGAAAGGAAGUCAAGAAAUCCUGUUGCCUCAUAUUCAGCAAAGCAGUCCUCGUCCCUUACACUCUGUUCUUGGCUUUUGUCUGUUUUGUUUUGUUUUAUACCAGGCAAAUUACUUAGUAGCAAAGGGACCAAACUUAAAAGACAAUCUCCAUCUUCCACAAGCAGGCACUAACGGGAUGCUCAUUAGAGGUUAGGGAAGAGGCCAUUCCUGGGGGCCUCUGUGCCCAGGUUGCACCUGGAAAGAACUGGGCCCUCAUUCAAAAUGUCCAAGAGGAAAUUUCUAAGAGCUUAAAUUCAGUUCUGUUCUUCAUUAAUGCAAUGAACAAUCCAAAACCACACAGAGAGAUUCUUUGACAGGAAGGAUAAUGGCAUAACAAUGUUUAUGAAACCUUUUUAGCUUCAAGGUUUCUGAGCCUAAACAAAUUGAUUAUUCAUUUGGAAUGAAACUUACAACUCAAGUAGAACCUCUCCAAAUCAGGCCACUUGGAUUAUCUUCUCUUGGAAUCUGGUAUGAAGCCCAUAGGUCGUCACCCUAGGGCAGCAUGUUGCUGUGGGUGUGGCUGGGAGACCUUAGAUGUGGCUUAAAGGCUUUCAAGAUGUGGGCAGAAUUUUCUCACAAGUGCUCAGUUUCUCAAUAGAAAGACUUAUAAGAGCUCCAGGGAGGGGGCAUUUGGGCUGAAACUGGGUGGGAAAACAUCACCUGCUCAGGCUUUUUCCUGGCGCAGGAUUUUUCUUUGUAUAUUUUUUUCAUACUAUGGAAUGUUUCUGGGUAUCAAGAUAUUUCAGUUUUUGAAAUAGCCUAUCAACUGCUCACAGUGGGUAAGAAAACCAUAGUGUCAUCCCCAAAGGAAGGAUGAGUUGAAGGGAAAUUAGGCCUAGUAAUUUUGUUUGAUCUGUCAGCUCUGUGUUAACAGUGCAUGAUGUAUGACAACCCAGCUCACUCUCCCCAGUCCCCCCAGUACUGAACCACCUUACCUGAUGUCCCCAUGGCUAUUAACAGCAGAGCAAAAUUUAGAGUCUAGAGCCAGAUAUAAGUAUCUUGAGAUUAUCUCCCAUUUUGCUGUAGAGGUUGGCCUUCCAGGCACCUACCCAGAGCAUUUACUCAUCACAAAUUAUGAAGAGACACGUAGUUUCCUUCAAGUUCUUUCAGAUAAGAACGUGACUGGUUUUCUUCAAUUCCAUUCCCAUGAGAUACGGUAAGGCAAGCUACUUGAUUGCAUUUUUAUGACUGCCCUAGUCACAGUCCUCCAAAGGUAAAGUUAGAUGGGUGUUGAAACCUACUGUUUGCAGGCUUGAAGAACAAGAGUGUUCUUAGGAAGUGGGUUCUCUGUGCAUCAGCAUCACAGUGGAAAUCAGUGCUCUGUUCCUUACUCAGAAAUAGUAGUAGUAAGGGGUUAAAACUGAGCCAUCUCCCACCUGCAGAGUUCUUCUGAUUACCAUUGGCAUCCAUUGGUAAGGCUGAUGGCCAGGGUUAAGGUUUAGGGUUAUUUUGUAGCCAGAGGGUAGUUUUACUUCUGUGAAACUAAUUGGCUCAUAUUUGAGGUCAGGUUUGGCUUUGACCUCACCAGUACUAAAUUCAUACAUUCAACUAGUAGUUGACUAGCCCUUGUAAUUGUUUAAUGGUGCUUCCUUUACACUUUUCAGUUGACUUCCGUGCCAUCACAAAGGAAAUCUGAAUUAACUAUGUAGUUUCUGACAUUAAUACAGCUUACAUAUUGUUAACAUUUAAGUAUAAACGUGCUCCAGCUAACACUCUAAAACUACUUAGUCCUUGCUUGGGU
This is a messenger RNA of Ceratotherium simum simum (southern white rhinoceros), 3473 nucleotides long. It is a transcript of the gene KCTD20, whose product is annotated as potassium channel tetramerization domain containing 20. The record is from RefSeq and is a predicted model, not a curated record. Gene Ontology annotation, cellular component: cytoplasm. Gene Ontology annotation, biological process: positive regulation of phosphorylation. Gene Ontology annotation, molecular function: protein binding. NCBI's taxonomy places the organism in Eukaryota, Metazoa, Chordata, Mammalia, Perissodactyla, Rhinocerotidae.